ACCACCAGCCCACUCCAGCCAAAGCCUUGAAGGGACCUGUAAGAGGGCAGCGAGGGGCUGAGUGUCAUCGCCGGGCCCAGCAUGUGCACUGGGAGCUGCGCCAAGUGCCUGGGGGGCACCCUCAUCCCCCUGGCUCUGUUUGGCUUCCUGGCUAACGUCCUGCUGUUUUUCCCUGGAGGAAAAGUGAUCGAGGACAACAGCAACCUGUCUGAAGAGGUCUGGUAUUUCGGAGGAAUAUUAGGAAGUGGGGUCUUGAUGAUCUUCCCUGCGCUGGUGUUCUUGGGCCUGAAAAACAACAAUUGCUGCGGGUGCUGUGGCAGUGAGGGCUGUGGAAAGCGAUUCGCGAUGUUCACGUCCACAAUAUUUGCUGUGAUUGGAUUUGUGGGUGCUGGAUACUCAUUUGUCAUCUCAGCCAUCUCCAUCAACAAGGGUCCGAAAUGUUUCUUGGGCAAUGACACAUGGACCUACCCCUUCCAGAACGGGGAUUAUCUCAGUGACCAAGCCUUGUGGAACAUGUGCAAAGGGCCCCCUGAUGUGGUUCCCUGGAAUCUGACCCUCUUCUCCAUCCUGCUGGUCAUAGGAGGAAUCCAGAUGAUUCUGUGUGCUGUCCAGGUGAUCAAUGGUCUCCUGGGCACCCUCUGUGGAGAAUGCCAAGGAGGCUGCUGUGGGGCAGAAAGACCAGUCUAAACCUCUGCAGUGAGCUGCUCUAAACCUGCAACAUUUGGAAAGGUGUUAGACUCAGUUUCCCUGCUUAGACUGUUCAUUCUCAUCUGCACCCCCACUGACAAAGCUUAGGGAAAGCGCAGCUAUCCCUUCUCCUGACAGCCGGUUUAUUUUCAAAUAAAAAGUAGAUUCAAUUUUUGAUUUAUAAGUUUCUCAAAUUAGCUCCUGUUUAGAGUUUAAGAACAAGUUCAAAGUCAAUUUUCCAUGUUUUUUUUUUUUCUUAAGAGUGUCAAAUGUAUGAAGUUACGUAUCCUGCCAGACUGCUUCUUUGUAUAUAAAGAUGUUUAUAUCUUUGGAAGCUUUACUAAAGUCAAGGGAGGAAAAUGAAUUAAAAAUGAGAAACUAAUUUUUUCCAGAUUUAUAGGAAAGGGAUGAUUAAUGUAUCAUAAAUGAUUUUUAUGUAAUGCUUUUUUUUUUUUGCUAAUUUGAGUUACUACUUAUGAAUAGCUUUUUGCUAGGCUUCCCUCAUGUAUAUUAAAUUGAAAUUUGAAUUCAGAGAUAAUGUAAUAAAGAUUAGAUGUCAUUGAAGGAGGCCCAGGAGCAAAAGGUUGAAUGGAUAAUGCCUUUAAUCAUUUUAGAAAUGCUUUCUUUGACCAAACGAAAAUGUUUCUAAAAAGUUGAUUUGAAUGUUACUUUUGCAGUCUUUUUCCAGGAUUAAGACAAUAAGUAAUAUUAAUUCUCGGUGUGACAUUAGGACACUAACUAGUUUUAUGUGUCAGAAAUUAAAAUGAAAACCAACCCAUUUGAUUGAUUUUAGGCUCAAACCUAAAUCCAGCUUCAGGAUCCUGGAAAAAUACUUUUCUCAGCCUUAGUUUCCUCAUCUGUAAAACAACUGUUAAAAGACAGUGAUUCAGGAAAUUCCGAAGUCACCCAAGAAGGAAACAAAGACUUGGGGUACCGUAAUCUUGACCUAAUGAACAAUCUGGAGGGUCUUGGAGAGAAUCGUGUACCGGAGAGGUUCCCCUUCUGCACCCUUCGAGCUGACAGGCUGCACGCUGAAAGUGGGGAUACUCGUGGUAUCAAUAAAACAUUAGUGAUCGCCUA
Molecule: messenger RNA, 1767 nt
Organism: Fukomys damarensis (Damara mole-rat)
Lineage: Eukaryota; Metazoa; Chordata; Mammalia; Rodentia; Bathyergidae
Gene: Tm4sf4
Product: transmembrane 4 L six family member 4
Exons: 5
Coding region: 82-687 (201 amino acids)
Cellular component (GO): membrane
Source: RefSeq, a predicted model, not a curated record